Thalassophryne amazonica is the source of this 1486-nucleotide messenger RNA. RefSeq names its product methionine adenosyltransferase II, beta (gene mat2b). Gene Ontology annotation, cellular component: methionine adenosyltransferase complex. The transcript has 7 exons. The record is from RefSeq and is a predicted model, not a curated record. Bases 110 to 1051 code for a protein of 313 amino acids. Lineage: Eukaryota; Metazoa; Chordata; Actinopteri; Batrachoidiformes; Batrachoididae. Gene Ontology annotation, molecular function: methionine adenosyltransferase regulator activity. Gene Ontology annotation, biological process: S-adenosylmethionine biosynthetic process.
GAAGAAGAAGAAGAAGUAGUAGCUCUCGUCAGCUGACCUCCGUGCGGAGGAAGAGAAAAAUCCAUGAAGUGCGGAUUAAACUGGAAAAGGUCAUUUACUACAGGAAAACAUGGGCGACUCCACUCGCCGUGUUUUGGUUACUGGAGCAACUGGUCUCCUGGGUCGAGCUGUGUGUCAAGAGUUUCAGAGCAAUAACUGGUUUGUUAUUGGAACUGGCUUUAGUCGAGCCAGGCCCCGCCUUGUUCGCUGUGACCUCACAGAUGAGGAUGCUGUCCGAGAACUACUGCAGGAAUCCAAGCCUGAUGUGAUCGUCCACUGUGCAGCUGAGAGACGUCCAGAUGUAGUUGAGAGACACACGGAGGCAGCUGUUAAUCUCAAUGUGCAUGCCACAAGCACGCUCGCCAAGGAGGCAGCUGUAUCUGGAGCAUUCUUCCUUUAUAUUAGCACUGACUAUGUAUUUGAUGGCCGGAAUCCUCCAUACGGGGAAGAUGACAGUCCAAACCCUCUGAAUCUGUAUGGACGGAGUAAACUGGAUGGAGAGAGAGAAACAUUGAGACACUGUCCAGGGGCUGCGGUCCUGCGAGUGCCGGUGCUGUACGGUGAGGUGGAGUCUGUGUUAGAGAGUGCAGUGACCAUACUUUGGCUAAAGGUCCAGGAAGGUGUGACGGAAAGCUGCACUCUGGAUCACUGCCAGCAGAGGUUCCCCACUGAUGCACGAGAUGUCGCCACGGUCUGCAGGAAGCUGGUGGAGAGAGGGACACAGGAUCCCUCCAUCAGAGGAAUCUUCCAUUACUCAGCUAAAGAGCAGAUGACCAAAUAUGAGAUUGCUGUGGCCAUUGCUCAGGCCUUCAGCCUGCCAUCCACUCACCUCAUACCCUUGACAGAGCAGCCGGCAGACUCAGCUCUUCGACCAAUCAACAGCCAGUUGAACUGUUCUCGCCUGGAACUACUGAGCCUGAGCGUUGAGCCACGACCUUUCACCUCUGCCAUCGUAGACUGUCUGUGGCCGUUCCUGGCUGACAAACGGUGGCGACAGACGGCCUUCCACUGAUGGACAGACUCCAACUCAGUGGUUAAUCGACAGCGUGGAGCGGGAUUAGUCGUACCUUUAACCAGUGUUCAUUUUGACAGCAUAUGAAGUUGUUGGCUUUACUAAAUGUCAUUUAGUUUUAGUCAUGACUUAGUCACCUGAAUUAUUUCUCUAGUUUUAGUCUAAAUCUACAGAUUUUUAAAAUAUGUUGUCAAAAUUUACAACUCUGUGUCUUCAGUUCUGUCUCAUAAUAAUUUCAAAGUCGAGUCGCUGUGGACAGUUUUUAGUUGUCUCAACAUGGUUCUUACAUUCCACCAUUACAGAAAAAAGUUAAUCUGCUCCAGUUAUCUGCUGUGUUGGUUAAUGAAGUGAGACUGAAGCUGAAUGUGAUUUGACACUUACUGUCAUUCGCCGGGUGAUAAAUCCUCACACUUACAAUAAAGAUAUGGAUUCAGA